This is a messenger RNA of Malania oleifera, 1107 nucleotides long. Its product is annotated as WUSCHEL-related homeobox 1. Gene Ontology annotation, molecular function: DNA-binding transcription factor activity; DNA binding. The transcript has 4 exons. The record is from RefSeq and is a predicted model, not a curated record. Bases 1 to 1107 code for a protein of 368 amino acids. Gene Ontology annotation, biological process: plant organ development. NCBI's taxonomy places the organism in Eukaryota, Viridiplantae, Streptophyta, Magnoliopsida, Santalales, Ximeniaceae.
AUGUGGAUGAUGGGCUACAACAACGCCGGCGACUUCAACACGCCUGCACCAGAUUCCUUCGCCGGCCGGAAGCUUCGACCUCUUAUGCCAUGGCCCAACAUUAACGGUGCAACUACAGCACCUCCUCCUUGUCUCAACCGCAUCCACGGCACUGAUCUUUUCCCUCUAAAUCACCAUCUCUGGGGUGAAGAGCAAAAUAAGAGAGAGUUAAGCAGUAGUACACAACAGGUUAUAGUGAGUUCACGGUGGAAUCCCACGCCGGACCAGCUCCAAACCCUUGAAGAACUAUACCGGCGGGGGACGCGGACCCCUUCCGCAGAUCAAAUUCAGCACAUCACCGCACAGCUCCGCCGCUACGGUAAGAUUGAAGGCAAAAAUGUUUUCUACUGGUUCCAAAAUCACAAGGCCAGGGAACGCCAGAAACGCCGCCGCCAAAUGGAGUCCCUCGCCGACGGCCGGCAGUUAGUCCUCGACGUCGAAACCUUCGAGAGGAAAGAAUCAGGGGCAGGCAGGACAGUUUAUGAAGUUGAACAGACAAAGAACUGGGCACCUUCUACGAACUGCAGUACACUUGCAGAGGAAUCUGUUCCAAUACAAAAGGCAUGGAGAACAGCAACAGCAACAGCUGCAGCAUCAGACGGAUGGAUCCAACUCGAUGAAUUAGGAGGACUGCAGCAAAGACAAAGCCUGGUCGAGAGGAAUGCCACGUGGCAGAUGAUGCAUUUGUCUCGUCCUUUCCCUCACACCCACCUCAUAAACACAUCUUAUUCUGCUACUGCUGCUAAUACUAAUGCUACUUCAAUUGCUGCAGCAGCAGCAACAGCAGCUGUGAGAAGUAAUAGGGACCCAAAGCACAUUAAACCUCACGACCUGAACAUAUUUCUUGCACCACACAGAGAAGAAGAAGACGAAGAAGAAGAUAACAAUGGCGAGGAACGCUGUGGGGACGACAGUUCUCAAACCCUCCAGCUGUUUCCUCUUCGGGGCAGCAGCGACGGCGAAAGCAUUAAUGUUACCGAGAAGGAGACUGCGAUGUCGACGGCAGCCAUGGACGCCACCUUCUGUACUCCCAGCCAGUUCAUUGAGUUUCUCCCAUUGAAGUACUAA